ACGAUGCAUGCCGGCUUUUGAAACAUCGGCUGCAGCUAAAUUGUUCGUAUGUUACGGCACCAAAUUGAGCUGCGUUGCGGUUUUCCGUAAUGGAGAAGUCACAGUCAUUCCGUGCGAACAAGGCCGCCGUCGCAUCCCUAGCACUGUUGUAUUCUAUAGCGGGAAGCGAUACGUUGGCGAUCUAUCGCCUAUGCUGGUGCUCCACAGUUCGAAAUGUAUUGUGGUCGAUUCGAAACGACUGAUUGGUCGACAUUUCCAAGAUCGAAUAAUCCAGUCCUUCCUGUCCGACUGGAAACGGUCUGGAUUAAAUAUUGUGGAUAAAAAUGGCAAACCACAUAUUGUGAUACAGGAGAACGGACAUGAAAUACUUGUUACUCCGGAAGAAAUCAGCGGCAUGGUUUUGGAGAAGAUAAAAGCAACAGCUGAGAGAUUUCUGAAGAACUCGGUUGCGGAAGCAGUUAUUACUGUGCCUGCCUAUUUUACAGAUUCACAACGAGAGGCUACAAAAGAUGCGGCCCAUAUUGCCGGUUUAAGCUCUGUUGUUCUAUUACUGUAGCGGCGGUUU
This is a messenger RNA of Paramacrobiotus metropolitanus, 565 nucleotides long. RefSeq lists its product as uncharacterized. Gene Ontology annotation, cellular component: cytoplasm. The transcript is spliced from 2 exons. NCBI's taxonomy places the organism in Eukaryota, Metazoa, Tardigrada, Eutardigrada, Parachela, Macrobiotidae. Gene Ontology annotation, biological process: protein refolding; cellular response to unfolded protein. The coding region runs from base 8 to 556 and encodes 182 amino acids. The record is from RefSeq and is a predicted model, not a curated record. Gene Ontology annotation, molecular function: ATP-dependent protein folding chaperone; misfolded protein binding; heat shock protein binding.